AUGUCUGAUUAUGAAGAUGAAGCAAUCCAAAAUGAAGGGGUUAGCGUUGAUGCAAAUGCAAGUAGUAAAACACCCGGUGCCUCUAAGUCAAAGAAACGAAAAAUUAGUCGAACAAAAUCUGAGGAACUUCAUGCUGACACUAAAUUGAAUGGCACAAGUUCUUUAAAAGCUCACAUUAAAAGCUGCCCAAAAUGUCCCUAUAGUAGUACCGACCCUACACAAACCGAACUAAUUGCCCCUUCAUCAGAAGGAGAGUCUUUAAGUUUUGGGAAAUUUGAUGCAACUGCAAUUAGAAAGUCUGUGGCUGAAAUGAUCAUAAUUGAUGAAUUGCCUUUUAGGUUUGUGGAAGCAAAGAGGUUUAGAAAAUGCAUGUUUACUGCUUGUCCUAGGUUUCGUAUGCCAUCUAGAUGGACUGUUGCUAGAGAUUGUUACAAGAUUUAUUUGGAUGAAAAGAAAAAUGUGUCCAACAUUUUGAAAUCUUCUUGUGCUAGAGUUUCUCUUACCACUGAUAGUUGGACAUCAUUGCAAAGAGUGAAUUAUAUGUGUCUUACAUUGCAUUAUAUUGAUAAUGAAUGGAAAGUGCACAAAAGAAUACUUAAUUUUUGUCCAAUUUCUAGUCAUAAGGGAGAAGAUAUUGGUAAGGCAAUUGAGAAAUGUUUGCGGGAUUGGGGACUUGAUAAUGUUUUCACUAUCACAGUAGACAAUGCUAGUUCAAAUGAUGUUGCUACGGGGUAUUUGAGGAAGAAGUUCAAUAAUUUGGGUAGUUCGAUUUUAGAUGGGAAAUUUCUUCACAUGAGAUGCAUUGCUCACAUUGUUAAUUUGGUUGUGAAUGAUGCUUUGAAGGAAAAUAAUGAAUCAAUUUGUCGUGUUAGAGGGGCAGUGAGAUAUGUGAGACAAUCACCAUCUAGAUUGCAAAAGUUUAAAGAAUGUAUUCAAAUGGAGAAAAUUCAAUCCAAGGCUUUGUUAAGCUUAGAUGUAUGCACUAGGUGGAAUUCUACUUAUCUUAUGUUGGAUUCAGCACAAAAGUUUGAGAGAGCCUUUGAGAGAUUUGAGGAGCUUGAUCCACAUUAUGGUCAUGACCUUUUGAAUAGUGAAGGAAUUCCUGACCAUGAUGAUUGGGAAAAUGUUAGGAGGUUGUGCAUGUUUUUGGGUCAUUUCUAUGAUCCUACUGUGAAAGUUUCAGGCUCAUUGUAUGUUACUUCAAAUACUUAUUUUCCAGAAAUAUGUGAAGUGUAUUCUAUUUUGCGUGAUUGGAUAAAGAGUCGGGAUUCACAUUUUAGUUCAAUGGCACAAAGAAUGAAAGAUAAAUUUGACAAGUAUUGGGGAAAUGUGGACAAAAUGAAUAUGUUGUUGUAUGUUGCAACUGUGCUUGACCCUAGGAGAAAGUAUGUGUAUGUUGAUUUUUGUUUCAAAAGGAUGUAUUCAAAUGAUGAAGUCUCUAUAUUGUCCAAAAAGCUUAGACAAGUGAUGAUGGAUUUGUUUAAUGAAUACAAGAGGUUGCAUGAAUCUUCUUCUUCUUCAGUAGUUGAGACUUUUCAAUCAAAUGAGAUUGUAAGUGAGGACAUGCCUUCUAUACCUCAACCUCCAAAGAAAGGGAAACAAAAAGCUGUUAAUAAGGAAUUCAUGAAGUAUUUGGAAGAAAUUGGUUGUGCUAAUCAAAUCACAGAGUUGGAUAAGUACAUUACUGAACAACUUGAGAAUGGUGGUGAGGAUGAUGAGUUUGAUAUACUUAAUUGGUGGAAAACAAAUGCGCAUAGACUUCCCAUUCUUUCAAGCUUAGCUCGCGAUGUAUUGGCUAUACCUAUUUCCACUGUUGCUUCUGAAUCAGUGUUCAGCACAGGUGGUCGAGUUCUUGAUAGUUAUAGGAGUUCUUUAACUCCUAGAGUUGUACAAGCUCUCAUUUGUGCUCAAGAUUGGCUAAGAAAUGAAACUGAAGACUCAAUUGAUGGUGAAAUUGAGUACGAAACGGGAGAGAUUGAUAAAGUUGACUUGGGUUUGAAUUUUGAAGGAAUUGAAGAUUUUAGGGAUUUGAAGCUUGCAUUUUUAUGGACUGUUUUUCAAUCUUCAAAAGUUCAAAGGAUUUGGCAGAAUGUUCAUCAAUCUUUCAUCAACUAUUUUAUGUAG
Ipomoea triloba (trilobed morning glory) is the source of this 2124-nucleotide messenger RNA. RefSeq names its product zinc finger BED domain-containing protein RICESLEEPER 2-like. Lineage: Eukaryota; Viridiplantae; Streptophyta; Magnoliopsida; Solanales; Convolvulaceae. The transcript is spliced from 3 exons. Gene Ontology annotation, molecular function: protein dimerization activity; DNA binding. Bases 1 to 2124 code for a protein of 707 amino acids. The record is from RefSeq and is a predicted model, not a curated record.